Molecule: messenger RNA, 4923 nt
Organism: Saccoglossus kowalevskii
Lineage: Eukaryota; Metazoa; Hemichordata; Enteropneusta; Harrimaniidae
Product: tyrosine-protein kinase receptor-like
Biological process (GO): protein phosphorylation; regulation of cell population proliferation; positive regulation of kinase activity
Cellular component (GO): signaling receptor complex; plasma membrane
Molecular function (GO): protein binding; transmembrane receptor protein tyrosine kinase activity; ATP binding
Source: RefSeq, a predicted model, not a curated record
AUGUGGACAGUAACAAUUCCUGCCAGGACACUGACGUUUGUGUUAUUGUUUAUGUUGUUGAGUGGGGUACUCUGCACGAUUCGUCAUACACGAUCUUACGACUUGCUACCCGAGUACGAUACAUUUAUACAAGGACUCCACGAAGACCGGUACAGGCUCGAUUAUAUCGAACUCGGCAAGUUGGAUGGCAUAAAAAGUCGAAUUCUACUGAAGUUCAACGUCAGCGACUUUUAUCGCCAAGCGUCUUGGUCCAAUUUGCACUCCGUGAAAACCCGCACGAGUGUGGUUAAAAGCGCGACGUUGAAACUGUUUUGCGUCAACGUGAUAACAUCGGCGAAUGAAAACAGGGAAGACCAUGUAUUCAGUGACAAUGUUAACAUCGCAAGUAUUUUAGUGCCAUGGGAUGUAUAUAACGUUACAAGCCUAUGGAGGUCUACGUCCGAUCGUUGGUCCCAACCGUACUUAGGAACGGUGUUCAAUGACGCGACGGCGCCUUUCGAAACCGUGUACGUCGAAGUCGAUUACACCACUUGUCAAAGUUCUGAUAAUGUCGCAACCGUUUCACUCUCAGUGACACAACUGUUCAAAGAAUGGCUAGACAAUCCGGAAAAUAAUUUUGGCGUUUUGCUCUGGGCCGACGACGACGAUAAUGACAUCGGAGUUCUCAAGCUUGCUUCGUCGGAACAUGCUUUCAUUCAUAAACACCCAACACUGAAGAUCGUCGUCGAAGAUACCAUUAUUAACGAAACAGGUAGUUGUUCAGGAAGUGAAUUUUACUGUCUUGAAGGACGAUGCAUUGAUAACGACAAAGUAUGUAAUUUCAUUACUGAUUGUCUGUACGACAGUGAUGAAGCACUGUGUGGUUCCGAUUGUAACUUUGAAAACACCACCUGCAAUUGGGAGAUGCCAUUAUCUGAGCUGGGGGUAGUAGGUUGGAGGAUGGCGAAAGCGAUGGACAUGGUCCCGUAUAGUGCGCCUAGCACAGAUUACUCUGAGGGGAGCCUUGAAGGUCAUUAUGCGGUAUUGAGUUCAUCUUUGAUCCAGAACUCCACCAUAGCGCAUGUUAUCAGUCCCAAUUACACACAAAGCGGGCCACAGUGUAUAUUACAGUUCUAUUACCAAUUCAGUGGUGAGGCGGCUGUUGAUUUCAGAGUAUAUGUUAGAAUGCCCAGCAAAAAAGAUGUGUUAUUGUGGAGCUUUGAUACAGAAUCAGGAACCAGCUGGCAAGAGAAACUGAUCAGACUUGGAAGAAUCUCUGAACCAUUUAGUAUCGUGUUUGAGGGCACUGUUUUUAAACAGGAUGGUACAGAAGGUUAUAUCGCUUUAGAUUCUGUGUCAUUCCAAUAUUGCUCCCCAGUUUUACCAAGAUUAACGUGUUCUACAGAUGAAAUGAUGUGCAGUAGCAAUGACGUCUGCUUUAAUACAAAUCAACUUUGUGAUUACCAGGAUGACUGCUUAUUCGGUGACGAUGAAAAACAUGAAGCUUGCUCCCUUGUUCCUUAUGGGUCUCGAUGUAAUUUUGAAGACAACAGCACUUGCGGGUGGCACAACGUGUUAGAAGGCGAUCAGUUUAAUUGGACUCGAAAUCGUGGCCCUACACGGACAAGUAAAACUGGACCAAGUGUUGAUCACACCAUGGGAACAGCAGAAGGCUAUUACAUGUACAUUGAGACUUCUCAGAUUGCAAACAAUUAUAAAGCUUUGUUUCAUAGUCCAAUCUUUCCCCCUCCUCCUCCUGCAACUAGAACAUUUGGUGGAGAAUAUUAUCAGCGUUGCCAGUUACGUUUCUGGUAUCACAUAUAUGGUCAAAGGCUGGGUAUACUGAAGGUUUAUGUGAUACAGGAUGAAUCAGUUGGCCAGCUGUUUGAAUCACCACGUUGGAUCAACUCAGAUAUGUGGGUCAAUGCAGUUGUUCCUCUGCCUGAAAGUGUAACAAAUCGGUACUUAAUAGAAUUUGAAGGAUCCCGGGGCUUGAGUUACCUUGGUGAUAUUGCUAUUGAUGAUGUUUCACUGAGCCCUGAGUGUUUCGAUAUCUGGCCAAGUGAAAUGACAACAACGUUACAGCCAACAAAUACAGCCCCUCCUGUCACCACUAAUCUAAAUAUAAACACAACUACCAGUACAUACGAUGCAGCAACUCCAAAGAACUUUCGACUGAGUUCAACUCAUUCGGUUACUACCGAUGUCUCAAGUAAUAUUACAGACUUCUCGUUCACCACAUGUAACAAUUUAGGUCGUUCUGGGCCGACUCAGAUGCAAUGUGACGCAGCUUAUUCCUACACUCAUACUUCUGUUGUUGUGUUAGAAGACGAUGACACUAUGAAAGGUGUUCAGGUGUGGACGGUUCCCGUAUCAGCUUUUUACAGCAUUAAGGCUGAAGGUGCCAGUGGUGGUAGUGGGGUGGAGAAUUCAGGUCCAUCUAAAGGCGCUAUGGUGGAGGCAGUUUUCCACUUUAACACUGGUGAACAAAUAUAUCUGUUGGUUGGCCAGGAGGGACAGAGUGCUUGUGAAACUGUGCCUACCUUAGGUAAAGAAUAUUGUACAGGGACUGUCACUGAUGAAGAAAGAAGUGACUUGGGGCCACAGGGUCGAUCAGCUGGAGGUGGAGGAGGAGGUGGAGGCGCUACGUUUGUUUUCCAGAUAAACAACACCAGUUAUGACGCUAUACCAUUGUUGGUAGCGGGAGGGGGUGGUGGUUUGGCAUUCAGUCAAUCUCCUGCUUUACAUGAUGUUCAUGGAAAAACCGCUAUGUAUCCUGGUAAUGGAACAAAUGGUUUAUCCUCUAGUCUGUCAGCAAAUGAUGUUCCAGGUAGUGGUGGUGGAUGGAACGACAGCACUCCUGCCGGACCUGACGGUAAAUCUCUGCUUGAAGGUGGUGAAGGAGGAGACGGGUGUGAAUUAGCAUACAAGGAGCUGAGAUGGAAAACUCAAGGGGGAUUUGGAGGAGGAGGUGGGGCAUGCUCCUCAGGAGGUGGAGGGGGCGGUUAUUCAGGUGGAUACGCCGCAAUGAGGAAAACCUUAGAUAACAACGGUCAAGGUGGAACGUCGAUAAUCCAUCCAUCGGCAGUGUAUUCGUCUCAGGAAGCAGGACAGAACAUAGGACAUGGCUCUGUGUUCAUCAUGAGAGUGAUUGAAUGCCAUGGCGAUGAAGUUUUAUCUGAUGACAGAAAAUCCUGCAUUAUUCCUAACAGUGAAGCAAAACUGCUUUCCAUCCCUCUGACUGCAGGUAUUGCUGCAGGUGCCAUAUUUCUGGUCGUAGUUCUUAUAUUGAUGGUAUCCCUGUUAGUAAUGACGAUGCACAAGAAAAAAAGACAAAAGAUGCAAAUCACGAAAUUCCAGGAUAUGACUGAAUACCAACUUGCAAAGUUAAGAAAGGAUGCGGCCAUUGAUUUCAAUCCAAACUACGAAUUAGGUGAUGGUAUAGCCAAGUUAGAUGAUCUCAACGAAGUGCCUCGAGAACAUUUAGAACUUAUUAGUGCCUUAGGACAUGGUGCAUUUGGUGAAGUUUAUGAAGGUUCAUUUAUUCUGCCAGAUUCUGGUGAAAAAAUAAAAGUUGCAGUGAAGACUCUUCCAGAGAACAGUACAAAGCAAGACGAGAUAGAGUUCCUGAUGGAAGCCUUGAUCUUAACGAAGUUUAACCAUCCUAACAUUGUUAAGUGUGUAGGGGUAUGUUUUCUGCAAGUACCACGGUUUAUUAUACUAGAACUCAUGAGGGGAGGGGAACUCAAAGAUUUCCUUCGAGAAUUUAGACCAAUUAAGGAGAAACCUUCAACUUUAAAAAUAAUUGAUUUGUUAUACAUCGCCAUGGAUAUCGCUAAAGGAUGCGACUAUUUGGAAACAAGUCGAUUCAUACAUAGAGAUAUUGCAGCGAGGAACAUCUUACUCACAACUAAAGAAGCCGACAGAGUUGCAAAGAUCGGGGAUUUUGGAAUGGCUAGAGAUAUAUACAAAAGUGACUAUUACCGUAAAGGUGGUAAAGCUAUGUUGCCUGUGAAAUGGAUGCCUCCUGAAGCUUAUUUAGAUGGCAUAUUUACAUCUAAAGCUGAUGUCUGGGCAUUUGGUGUGUUGCUAUGGGAGAUUAUGUCACUUGGUUACAUGCCGUAUCCAGGGAUGAGUAACCAGGAAGUGAUGCAGUAUGUUGCCCAGGGUGAGCGAAUGCAUCCUCCAAGGAAUUGUCCUAUGCCUGUUUAUCGCAUCAUGACUCAGUGUUGGCAACAGUACCCUGAAGACAGACCUAGCUUCAGUACAAUCAAAGAAAGACUUGGUUAUUGCGUACAGGAUCCAGAUGUUCUAUCUACACCACUGCCAGUAUGUCCAAUUGCUGAUGAUAGGAACAAAGCUAGAAGACCCAUUAUUAGACCUAGGAAUGUAACAAGUUCAAUGCACGUGAUCGAUUCCCAUGAAAUUAAAAACUUUUCCCAGCCCAGUACGGCUACUCCAAGUCUUAACUCUAGUCUCAACUCUUUGUCAGAUAUACGUUUUGUACCAUAUUUAGAUGAUCAGUUAAGGGAAGUAGACAAUAGAAAACCCUCUGAGGAGCCAUGUAACAGUUCUUUCAAUUCUACUGAUGUUGCUACAGUAAAUAAAUCUUUGGAUCCUGAACCAGAUUCCAGAGAUUCAAGCUUCAAUUUGCUGAAUGUUCCGGCAAAAAAAAACAUGAUUGAUGGGGACUCUGAAGUCUCCGGGAAUGAAGAGACAGAUUUACUCUCUCCUGAGAGAAGAAACUCUAAAAAUCACACUAGUGACCUCCCCACAGUUAAUGGAGAAACUGAUCCAGCUUUAGAGAGUGACACACACAGCCUGAGUAAUGUAUCAGAUUCGUCGGAUGUAGAUGGCUCGCCAAAAAGGAAACUGUUCUGUGUUAAAAAAGACAGCGGAGUUGUGAUGAUGUUUGAUAAGGAUGCUUCCGGUUGUCAAGUUUGA